UGCGUUCGUGUUAGGUCUCUACCCUCAUUUCUUUUCUGUUACUUUAUUCUCUCAUUGGAUUUUUCUUCCUUUCAACUGCUGGGCAGUCUUUCAUUCCUUAAGCAAGUGUCCGAGAUACCUUUUGCUCCUUACCAUCAAUCCUUAACUUUGUUGUUAUCAAGCUGUAGACCAUGUAUCUCUCCUUUUCAUUGUUACUCUUCGCAACGCGUGGUUUCUCCUCUCCUACUUUUCGCAAAAGAGUUGUCACUUCUCUUGACCAAGCUGCUUUCGAAGAAGCCCAACAACGGGAUGAUACUGCAACGAGGGCUUUCUCGUCCGUUCCUAUUAUAGUAUGUUCUACCGUUUUAUCCAGGACUCAUAUACCUUGGUGCUAAAUAAAUCUAGACAUCAUCCGGGCAGUGCCUUUUUGUAGAUGGACUAUCCGGGGACUUCAGAGCAAACCUGACUCCGGUCCAGGUGACUGCCUGUGAUGGCAGUACCGGACAGCUUUGGGAUGUUCUUACGAGUGGGAAGCACAAUGAUGUGGCAGGUAGCAUGUUGGUUGUCAAUACAUUGGUGAGCAAAAUUUGGCGUUUGUUCGUUCAUUUUCACAGACUGAUGACUCCCCAAGACUCAGGCUUGUUUGAAUUUUGAUCCUCGUCGUGCGGCAGGUAAUACUGUCAUCAUGUUUUCGUGCGGUGGUCGGGCCGAUGGAGGUAUGUAUCAUCAACUUCAAUCAAGGCGUCGUCGCUAAUUCCGGUAAGAUGGAGUUGUCACAAACUCCCAGCUAUUCCCUUUUAAUGGAACUUCUGGCCCACUCACUCUUUCCCCCGAAAACGCACCAGGUACCUGUUUAUCUGCUACGACCUCCAACGUUCUCGAUGAAGCGCCUUGUGAUGAAACUGAUUCUAGCCAAACAUUUACUUUUGGCGCCUCGAACACUUCCAUUGGUCCAGCAGCCGCCAGCUCUGUUGCUCCAGCGGUUUCAGCGACUUCAGCGGCUUCAGAUGUAGCAGCCAUUCCAACUUCAACAGUUUUAGUGACUCCAGCAGUCACCUCUUCGUUAUCUUCUCCCAGCUCAGUAGCUGUCACCGCAGCUGCAUCGACUGUUCCGACAGGCGACCCAACAGCUCCUCUCCCAGUGUCCCGUGCUGGAGGUGUGCUUGAUCCUUCAGCCGCUGCAGAAGCCAAUGCACUUGACAAUACUGCUGUAAAAGCAUUCUCGUCUGUCGCGCUGAAAGAUGCAUCUGGGCAAUGCCUAUUCGUUGAUCCAACUGCAGGUGACUUUAGACAGAACCUGAUUCCAAUUACUCUACAAGCAUGUGAUGGAAGUCAAAAUCAAGCAUGGGAUAUUGUUACAAGUGGGAAGCAUAACAAUGUUGUUAACUCAGUGCUUGUGGUCAGCAGCUUAGUGAGUACUUCUCUCUGAAACGAAAAGUCUUCGGGAAAUGCUAAUGAUUCUAAAUAGACUCAAGGAUGUCUUAAUUUUGACCCCAGAAGACCUGCUGGCGACACAGUUAUUAUGUUCUCUUGUGGAGGAAGAGCUGAUGGCGGUACGUAUUUUCGCGACUAUUUAUAUCCUUCAAAAAAGCAUGCGCUGAGACUUCGAACAGAUGGUCUAGUAACAAACUCACAACUCUUCCCUUUUAUCGAAAAAGGCCAAACAAGCAUUUUACUUGCCCCUGAAAAUGGGAAUAAUGCUACUUGCCUUGCGGCAAACGCUGCUGGGAAAUUAGAUUCUACUACUUGUAGCGGUGAUAAGGCUAGUCAAUCGUUCACUAUUGUUACGACAGACUAGGGAUUCGAAGAAUGGCUAUCGGGGUUUGUUUAUCAAUCAUACCGUCAGCAAGUCUUCGUUCUAUACGCUUGGCAGAAUCCAAGAAUGCAAUUGUACUCUUAGAUUCCUGGAUUGUGUUUGUACGAAUGCAGACACAUUUAGACGGCUCUUUCUUUAGCGAAUCUAAUAAUUUGGUUCAUACGCAUUGAAG
Sclerotinia trifoliorum is the source of this 1967-nucleotide messenger RNA. The record is from the annotation of a GenBank genome assembly. Lineage: Eukaryota; Fungi; Ascomycota; Leotiomycetes; Helotiales; Sclerotiniaceae.